GUCAUGGCGGCAGUUGUUGAUAGUGCACAAAUUUCUGACGUGAAAACCAGGAUAAAUGGUUUCAGUGAUAGCAUAUGUGACUUUUAUGAGUGUUCUAUAUUGUUCAAGUUUCAAUGAUUCAAUUGGCUUCAAACUUGGAUACACUUGCAGUAAAAAUAUGACAAUAAGUUGAAAUUAUCACGUGACCUUGUGUCAAAUAUGGCGGCCAAUAUUUUGCUUGAUUUGAAGAUGCUGUAAAGUGAUGUCGCAAAGGGGGGUUUGUUUAUGUUUACGUUCAGAGGAAUUCAUCGUAUUGUUAUUGUAGAUGUUAUUGCACCAUAUUCCAUGCGAUGAUGUCAGAAAGGAAACGCAAGCGAGGACGUCCUCGAAUAGCCCCCGUUAUUAGUUAUGAGGCUGAAAUGAGGAUGAGAAAUAAUAUUCCCCGUAAUAUAAAGAAACCAAAAUACCUGCGCGAUGCAGAAGAAGAGAGCAAUGCUUCCCGUGCUAGCACUCCUCUUCGUAGCUUCGAAGACGGUAGUGCCCAACCUCAAAAUAAAAAUAAUAGAGGCUAUAACCCCGAAUAUGACGAUAAAAAUUCAGAAUUUCAUUAUGGAUCAGAUUUUGAUUUGGAUGGAACCUCAGAAAACGAAGCUGAAGAGUCAGAUGCUGAGGUUCCUAGUCUCUCGGACUUGGGUCUUCUCAGUGAUGAUGAAGGAGUUCUUAGUGAUGACUCCCAUUUUCCACAAGAUUCAACUCUACCCAGUUCAAUUGCUGCUGUCUCCUCUCCAAACAUAAGCCGCCCAGCCUCUCCAGAAGCUAUUUGGCUACAAAAUAGAAGAGUUCCUCCAAUAACACUACCUCCAUCAGCUGAUGAUUUAUUAAUCCCUUUGGAGUAUUUCAUGCCAGCACUCAGUGUCUAUGAAGUCUUGCAUCAUUUUAGAUCUAUUAUUCGACUUUCACCUUUUAGAUUUGAGGAGUUUUGCGGAGCCCUCCUAAGCACACAGCAGACGGUCCUGUUGGCUGAUAUACACAUAGCUCUGUUGCGUGCACUGGUGAGGGAAGAUGAAUCUCAGGCUACACACUUUGGUCCUUUGGACCAAAAAGACAGCAUCAAUGUUAUGCUCUACCUUGUUGAUGCCGUCACCUGGCCUCAGGUUUUGCACAGCUACCUCAGCAGUGAUUCCUUGGGACAUGAGUCACUUGUUCACAUGAUGGAUAAAUGUAGUUAUCCCUUCACUUCUCUUCAGAACAGACUAACAGUGCUGCGGGUGCUCACUGAUGAGGUGCUGAGCGUGUCAGGCGUGCGGGAGUUGUUCGUGAGUGAGGGGAGACUGCGCUACGAUGAUCAUUGCCGUGCCUGUCAUAAAACCGGGGACUUGCUGUGCUGUGACUCGUGCACUGCAGUAUACCAUCUUGAGUGUCUGGGGGCUGAUGAGGCUCCUGCAAUGCCCAUAGAUGACUGGACCUGCUCCGUGUGCACCAAACACCAGGUGACGGGCGUGACAGAUUGCCUGUCAGUCCCAGAAGCUUCUGGACAGCUGAGCAGACACGACCCCUUAGGAUACGACCGUCACGGUCGCAAGUACUGGUUCCUUGUUCGUCGUCUGAUCAUUGAGAGCAGUGAAGGCUCUGUGUGGUAUUACAGCACCUGCCAACAAGUUCAUGCUGUGCUCUCACUCCUCGAUCCUGCCGAGUACGAGGCUGACCUCAUGGCCAACGUGGAGGACCAGCGACACGAGAUGGACCGGCAGUUGGCGGUCACUGAGAAGCUCACUCGUUCUCUGGCAGGCUCACGACCCAUGGCGCUGGCGGUCGAUGAUGAGGCAAUAACCAAGUUCAUUGCAGAGGCCAGGGACUUGGCUGCUGUCAAGGAUGAGCUCAAGGAGGAGAUCAAGGAUGAAGUCAACCAGGCUAUAGACACCAGUGAUGCCGUGAAGGCAGAAGUGAAGGAAGAGGAUGUAAAGGAGGAGAAAGUAGAGGCAGAAGAGAAGGGCCUCUGGGACCACAGCAUCGUCGGCAGAGCUUGGCAGCUAACGCCGACGCUUGCAGAGCGCGUUACGGCUAACAAGCUCUUGCAGCUGCGCUCUAAUGGCCAGGCAUUUAGAGUUGGCACGGACGGAGGCCAGAGCUACGUGAACCAGUACAGCAGCAAUCCGUUGGCUCUCAACAAACUCCAGCACAACGAAGACCGAGACAAGAAGCGUCAGCUCUCCCACAAGUUCAGCAUCACCAACACCAGUCCUGAGUUCAAGUGGAGCGGCACCACCUACGGAGGGCUGCCGGAGGUGCGUGAGUGUAUCAGAGGCUGCAUGCAGCAGCUGGAGCAGCAGGUGUCCCCCCACUUGCACCAUCCACUUUGGUCGACCCAGCGCAAGGCUUGGCUCAACCAGCUGGCUCGAAGCUCCUCAGCCCGACAGCUGGCUCAGUGCCUGGCUACAUACGUCGCGGCCAUCAAACCCGUCGUAUUCCAGCCCGUGUGGCAUGAAGGGCUCGGCCACGUCCGUCUGUACCGCCUCACGGCCUUCGUGCGCGAGGAGCGAAGGCGGCAGGAGAAGAAGGACAAGAAAGACCUGGAGGUGCAGGUGCUGGAUGAUAUGCGCUCCUGCACGCCGGUGCGAUUCACUAAGCUACCUAAGCAUCAGCUGUGGAAGGUGAAGGGUGAAGAGCAUCGAGCUUGGGUGGGUGAUGGGUGGCGUUGGAUAGCCAGACAUCGUCGGGUGCACCCACAAGAUGCCCGCAAGGUGGGGCUCAGAGCGGGCCCUGACAAGGUUGUCGUGGCUGUCAAGACAGAGAACGGGCUACGUGGACUGCCCGUCACACCUCAAGUCUUUGAAACACUUGCCCUCAAGUCCCCUGAACUCCAGUCCUCGCUGCUGUCCCCCAACCAGUUGCGGCAGUUACAUCCCACGCUCACCCCAAGCGACAGCAACGAGAUUAUCAUCUCUAGUGGAGGUGUGGGCAGCACGACGAAGCAGAAAGUGCAGGUGGUGAUGACGCAGCUGGAGGAGCACUACGAGGACGGCCUCGUGAACGUGUCCCGAUCACUGGGCACCCGCAUGAGGCUCGUGUACCCAAAGAUGCCCCUACCCUGCCCCGCCCUCGACAACCUCCUUGCCAGAAGACUCGCCAUGCCGAGACAUAACAUUAAAAAGGAAGGCGCGGAGUCUGACGGCGAAGAAGCAGACGCCAGCCGCGGAGGCGGCACCGAGGGUUCGCCUGACGUCGCGAGCGCGGGCGCUGCUGACGCUGACAGCAACAUACAGGAAAUUCCUGACAGCCAGAGAUCAGCUACACACAGACUCCGACCCGCUGGCCACCUGCUCAAGGAAAUACGACAGCAUAAGUUGCGUUACGAAGCCCUGGACGAGAGCUUGGGGCUGUACCGCUGCUACUCCCCCAUGUGCGCCACGUCCCCCAGCUGCUGCUACUCCCCCCUCUGCCGCACCAAGUCCCGCGUCAGGGAAAAGCUUAUCAACUCUGUCAAGAACUAUACCAUCGUCACCAGCAAGCCCUCGCCCUUCCCGCAGGUUGGUGUGUAUGACAUCAUCAAGCUCUCUGAAAUGGACUUCAGUGAGGCCGCAGCUGACACCAAGAAGAGUAACAUCAACAACAAUAACAACAGCAGCAGCUUGAAUAGCUUCUUCUCGACUGUCAGCAAAGCUGCAGAAGCAGACGUCAGCUGCAACAAAGCCAGCGACAGCGAGAUCAGCGUGAAGGUCGAGACUGAACUGGAAGAGAGCAGUCAAGAUUGCCAAGACCACCACAAGUUUGCCCUCCUGGAACCAAAGGAAGAGGAGUCUGACCUCCUCUCGCAGACCUGUAGUGGCAAAAUAUACCUCAAGAAACUUGAUACUUCGGAUAGUAAAAACAAACCUCCUCCAAGACUGCCACCUCUUACCACAUGCAGAGUGGGCAAGGACAGGUACAGCAUGCUGGUGCUACCAGCCUGGGAGUUGAAGACGCUGUGCAGACGAUGGUGGCGACACAGCGUGGCAGGUUUUGCUCACGCCGCCAAGAUCAAUCCUGGCGUCUGGCAAUAUCCUUGCCCACGUCCUCUGUUUAAACAGACGUGGCUAUACCGAACUGCCACUCUGAGCACUCUGAGUGCCGUGGCGCUGCAGCUCAGAGUGUUGUGGCACUGCCUGCGCUGGGAAGACAUGCAGGAGAAGGGUGCCAGUGAUGGCAAACGCCACAUCACAACUGACACAGAGAUAGUACAAACAGAAGUGCUCAAAAGGAAGCACUCGGGACGUUUUAACGAGAAGACUGAGUACCUCAGGAGGAAAGUUACGAUUCCCUUUGAGGUGCCCAAGCCUGUUAGAGAGUUCACGCCGUCACAGCGCAGUGGGUUGCGCAAGAGGCGUCGCGCGCAGUCUCCUGAGGACAAGCGUCCUGAGAGCAUGGAGGAGUGGGUGCCCGAGGAGCAGCUGCUGCUGUGGGAGAUCAGGCUCUUUGGGGAGCGGCUGGAGCGAGCCGCCAACCUCCCCAAGAAGGCUGAUAAUCCCUCCCCAAUUGCUACUAAGAUCGCUCUCAGUGGCAGCUCAUUUGAGAUCAAGCAGCGCAUGGAGGAGACACUGAAGCAGCAGCGCAGCGUCUUCCAGCAGCAGCAGCGUGAGGGGACUGCCACCCCAGCCAAGACUAUGCUCAAAAUAUCCUCCAUUACAAGUGGCGACGGCAAGACAGUGACGGCUGUAAAGACUGGUCCGUUGAGCAACAUCACCGCCGCCAAGAAGCUCGUACGCACCAAAGAUGGCCGCAUCAUCAGCGUCCAGACUCUGGGAAAUUUAGCUCCUGCUUCUGCACGUCUCCCGAAGGUGCAAAUAUCUCCUCAGCCGCAGCUUCAGCACGUCACACCGACGGCGAACAAAGUUAUUCGUCUGCAGAACGUAGCAGGAAACCCGCGUAUGAUCUUGCCUCGUGCGCCUCGUCCCAUCGUUCAAGUCGCGCCUACCCCGCCCCAGGUCCUCACAACUGCUCCCGCCCCUGCCACCAUCAGGCUGGCCAAUCAGAACAUUCAGAUAAUCCGCCUCCCUGAUGGACAGAUCAAGGUUAAGGGUUUGCUUGACGGACAGCAGAUGAUUCAACGACCUGAUGGAAAAUUCCAGCUGAUAAACAGCAAACCUGUUAAUGCUACACCUAUGGUGCACGCUGUACAGCAGCCCAAGCCAGCAGUGGUGCUGCCUAACUCCCCUCAGCUGGUCAAGUUGAAUGGCCAGCAGGUGGUGCUGCGCAAGGAAGGAUCACAGGUGGUUAGUGUGAGUACCAGCGAGGCUAUCAGGACUGCAACUGGUGUUAUCAUCAACCAGAGACCAACCAUCCCCACCGGUAGUGUUUUAAUUAACCAGAAAGCAACUGUGGUAAAUUCCAGCCCAGUGAAACUUGCGCCCGAUGGGUCUUAUGUGAGCUCAUCAACACCUUCAUCUGUGGCAUCUGGUACCACCGCCACGAGUACCCAGCCGGACACGCUCACUCUGAAGGUUCAGGUGCGCAUGACACAACAAGGGCCUAAGACGAUCAUCCAGGGAUUACUUCCUAGCGUGGGGCUCACCAAAGAUCACAUUCGUGCCAUUCAACAACAGGUGCGAUCCAUGCUAGCUCAGUACAACCUGCAGGUUGACCAGCUUUCGCCCAUCAUGACACUGACUCUUCAAGUGGGUGGUGCCACCAGUGCGCAGCCCGUCAUGGUUCCUCAACCAUUACAACAACAACAACCGCAAACACAACAACAACCACAACAACAGCCGCAACAGGUCACUAUUGUGCGCACGUCAACACCCUCACUGAAAGUUCCUGCUGUUCUUGCGCUCAAGAACAAUAGCACAGCCACGUACAUACGAAUGCCAGGAGGAGCUAUUGUUCCAGACAAGAAACCUGCUGCUGCCAGUCCUGUCAACCAAGGCAAUGGUCAGUUUGUUCUCACUAACAACUACAUUCAAGAGACCAUUCAAAGCGCUCUUGGAAGUAACGACCUGGCUCCUGAUGUUCAAGAAAAGCUCAUCCAGCUUAAAAAGUACAACUCGGAACAGUUAACGCAUGAUGCUUCGUCUAACACCGGCAACAGUGGUACACCAGUUGCUGCUGCAGCAGUCGUUUCCCCCGCUGUGACACCUGCGUCUAAAAGAGCUAGGGAUGCCAGCGAGGGGAGUAGCAGUGAGGGAAAGAAAGGACGAGGAGGCAACAAGCGUCCCCGCACAAGCGAAAGCAACAAACAGUCCCCCACCACUCACAGUCCUGCUCGGCGCCCACCCCACGUUACUGGCGAGGACGGGACACCCCCAUCCAGCAAGAAGCGGCGCAGCGGAGGAGCGGCCGCCACGUCGCCCGCUGACGAUGCCAAGAGAAAGUCGACGGCGCGUCUGGAGGUGCAGCUCAGCCGCCACAAGGACCUCCUCAAGAAAGACAUUCUCAAGAAGAGAGCACUCCUCGAGAAAGACUUGCAGCUCCAGAUACACAGGGAGCUGAACAUUGCCAAGCAGCAAGUGGAGGUGUUAGAGAAGAAGGCUGCAAUCGGUCCAUCUAAGAUCGGCUCUCCUAAUAAAAAGAAAAAGAAACCUGGUGCAGCGGACCAAUGCAGCUCUAUGCCCGGCGCGUCCACUACCGAGACCUCCCUCGGGAAGGGCGCCACGUCGCCCUCACAAAACCCCAAGAAACACAAGUCUUCCAGCAAUAAAAAACUAAAGAAUAAACACAAGAAAAUCGUCUGCAUUUGUCGGACGCCAUUUGAUGAUACCAAAUUCUAUGUUGGCUGCGAUCUUUGUGCCAAUUGGUACCACGGACAGUGCGUGGGCAUCACGGAGGCUCUCAGCAGGACCAUGAACGAGUAUAUAUGCGACGACUGCGCUAACGCAAAGAUGAACAAGGAACUCUACUGCUUCUGCAGACAGCCAUACGACGAGACGCAGUUUUACAUCUGCUGCGAGCAGUGCGAAGACUGGUACCACGGCAGAUGUGUGGGCAUAAUGCAGGGCGAAGCUGACGAUAUUGAUGACUACAUUUGUCCUAAGUGCCAGCCAAACAACGUCUGGAACUUGCCAUGUCAAAAGAAACUCACCAAUAAAGAUUACACCGAACUCAAGAAAUUAGCCAAGACACUUGUGGCACACAAGAACGCCUGGCCCUUUUUGGAUGCCGUUGACCCCAGCGAGGUACCAGACUACUACAAGGUUGUGCGUCAGCCCAUGGACCUACGCACUAUUGAGCGUCGCGUCAAGGAUCAUCAUUACAAUCGCCUUGCUGAUUUUGUUGGAGAUAUAAUCUUAUUGCUGGAUAACUGCCGGCUCUACAACCCUCCUAACUCCUCCUUCGUGUCAUGUGCUGCAACUCUAGAGUCAUUUUGUUGCUCAAAAUUGAAACUUUUAAAGCUGAAAUUAACGAAUCAACUCCCCUCCCAGCCCUGACCUCGGAAGUGAACUCAUAGGAAAACGAACCCUCUGUAAAUAUCAGGCUCAAAUUCUCACGCAGUGUAAGAUUUCAACAUAAUAUCUCAUGCUCAUCCAAAUUGAGAUGUCAUCACGACUGUCGCAUGCUUAACCAAACUGGUGAGGUCUUUCUGUGGUGAAACAAGCUUAUCCAGGAAAAUCGUAAUUUAUAAUUUUAUUAUAAUUUUUGAGUCUCGUUUUCUGUGAGUUUCCUCUGAAUGAUCUGCUUUCCUUGCCUCUGCUCUCGCUAAUGUGGCGUGCCAUGCGGCAACUGCUCAUGUCUUGAACUACUUUGCUCAUGUAUCUUAUGUGGUGGAAACUGGACAGCUUUCGUUGCACACUUCACUCGCAUAAUUUGAACUGCUUCGAGUAUUUUUUCAGAAAGCUAAGUAGCCUAUAAUAAUUUGGAUAUUUUUUUCCAUGGAACUUAGCUGCUUCUAAGAAUGUACAAUUAUUUUGAAAAUUGCGUAAGCCUCGAUUUUUCUGUUCUGCAUGUACAAUAUUCGGGAGCGUGAGGAAGAAGGAUGGAGACGAGAAGCCAUCGUGACUAAUUUUUGGUAUUUAUUUUCCAUCGCCGAGGCGUUUACAACCAGCGCGUCCUGUAUUCAUGAAUUGACGCGUAUGAAUAUUCAAUAUUGACGGCUACAUGUCCAACAUCAUCGAUCCAUUCACAUUUAUGAGGACUGUACAUAUGUCGACAUUUAAAUUGUAUAGCUUUAAUGUAAAUUGUAUAUUGAGAAAAUGCGGAUAUCUCUACCGACUGUCGAGUACUUCAUAUGAUCAGUAGCAUUUGUGAACUCGAGCUUCAGAACUCUUCGAUUCUGCUGUACGUCAAGUGUUGAGCGUGAGUCUUCUUAUACUCCUAAGGGGCUGUAAAAAGUGUAACUGUGUACAGACUCACCUUCCGAUCUAUGCACCCGACUUCUCAUAUGGGACUGUUUUCUUUAUUUGACUUUUGAUAGUGUAUCGUGCGAAAAGAGGAGGCAGCGGCGUUCUUGCAAAUGGGGCGAGCUUAGUUAUUACAGGCGUGCGUAUCACCGCGUUUAUUGACAUUUAUUAUUAAUAAACAGAGUACAUAUUGAUUUUGAAUUAUUCAGCACUCAUUCUACUUAUUUGUGGUGUU
This is a messenger RNA of Hyalella azteca, 8520 nucleotides long. It is a transcript of the gene E(bx), whose product is annotated as nucleosome-remodeling factor subunit NURF301. Gene Ontology annotation, biological process: regulation of transcription by RNA polymerase II. Gene Ontology annotation, molecular function: RNA polymerase II cis-regulatory region sequence-specific DNA binding. The record is from RefSeq and is a predicted model, not a curated record. The transcript is spliced from 23 exons. Lineage: Eukaryota; Metazoa; Arthropoda; Malacostraca; Amphipoda; Hyalellidae. Gene Ontology annotation, cellular component: NURF complex. Bases 330 to 7376 code for a protein of 2348 amino acids.